AUGCAAUUUUCAACGCAUGAUACUUAUUCUCAUUUAUCAACAGCUGCGGCAUCAACAACAGUGACGAUUAAAUCUCAAUCUUCCACAAUCGAUGACACGAAACAAACGCCUCCACAACUCGAUGCAUCAAGCAAACAAUUACCUAAGCAUUCCGUACAAUUUACUGCCGAUGAAUUACGUGAACAUCUUGAACCAGCUAUUCAAAAAAUGCUUCUCAUCGAAGAUUCCCAUCCAUUUCGACAGCCGAUCGAUCUCGUCGCACUCAAUAUACUUGAUUAUCCAACUAUAGUUAAACAUCCAAUGGAUAUAUCGACAAUGCAAAAUAGAUUAAAACGUGGUCUCUAUAAAACUCCAUUAGAAUUCUGUGGUGAUGCAUGGCUUUAUAAUAAGAAAACUGCACGUGUCUAUAAAAUGUGUACAAAACCAUCGGGCAUAUUCGCCGAUCCUGUUGUACAAAAAUUGGGUUAUUGUUGUGGUCGACAGUAUGUAUAUUUACCACAAAUUAUGUUUUGUUAUGGAAAUCAACUGUGCUGUCAAAUUCCACGCGAGGGCAAUUAUUAUUAUUAUCACAAUCCGGAACCAUCGCGAAUAAAUUUAUCUCUUGAUAAAUAUACAUUUUGUUGA
This is a messenger RNA of Rotaria socialis, 624 nucleotides long. Lineage: Eukaryota; Metazoa; Rotifera; Eurotatoria; Philodinida; Philodinidae. The record is from the annotation of a GenBank genome assembly.